Galleria mellonella (greater wax moth) is the source of this 2092-nucleotide messenger RNA. It is a transcript of the gene Gld, whose product is annotated as glucose dehydrogenase [FAD, quinone]. The transcript is spliced from 11 exons. The record is from RefSeq and is a predicted model, not a curated record. Gene Ontology annotation, molecular function: flavin adenine dinucleotide binding; oxidoreductase activity, acting on CH-OH group of donors. NCBI's taxonomy places the organism in Eukaryota, Metazoa, Arthropoda, Insecta, Lepidoptera, Pyralidae. Bases 134 to 2050 code for a protein of 638 amino acids.
GUAGCUGCGCGUACGCCGCACGCCGCACCGCCAUCUAUCGGUUUACGUUGCGUUCGAUUUUUGUAUUGACACAUCGAUUUUUUCAAUUUCUAUUUUGGUUUUUGUGUGUGUGACUGUACUUGGACGUGUCGAGAUGGCGAUAACCUGCGACUGUCCCAUGUCGCAGCCGGGGCCCACCCUGGCGGCGACGUGCGGUGGAGGUGCCUUCAUGCUGUUCAUGGGACUCCUGGAGGUGUUCCUUAGGAGCCAGUGCGAUUUGGAAGACCCCUGUGGCAGAGCUCAGUACCGACGCCAUAUGGACUCGGUGUAUGACUUCAUAGUGGUUGGGGGAGGGUCAGCCGGCUCCGUGGUCGCUGCCAGGCUCUCCGAGGUGCCUGAGUGGAGGGUCCUGUUACUCGAAGCAGGUUUCGAUGAACCCACCGGUGCACAAGUGCCAUCCAUGUUCCUGAACUUCAUCGGGUCCAGCAUAGACUGGGGAUACACCACGGAAUCCGAGCCGGCAGCUUGUUUGGCCGAGACGGACAGAAAGUGCUACUGGCCUAGAGGAAAAGUACUGGGUGGUACGUCUGUGAUGAAUGGAAUGAUGUACAUGCGAGGUUCUCGAAGGGACUACGACAGCUGGGCGGAAGCUGGCAACGAGGGCUGGUCAUACGAAGAGGUGCUUCCGUACUUCCUCAAGUCGGAGGACAACAAACAGGUGGAAGAGAUGGACAAGGGGUACCACGCGACUGGUGGCCCCCUGACCGUGUCACAGUUUCCGUACCAUCCCCCGUUGAGCUCCAGUAUCGUGAAGGCUGGUGAAGAAUUGGGAUAUAGAGCUAUAGACCUCAACGGCGAACACCACACUGGCUUCGCGAUCGCCCAGACCACCAACCGCAACGGGUCCAGGCUGAGCGUCGCCCGCGCCUUCCUGCGACCAGCCAAGCACCGUCCCAACCUGCACAUUAUGCUAAACGCCACCGUCACCAAGAUCCUCAUCAAUCAGACCAACAGGCAAGCGUACGCCGUCGAGGUCAGGAACAGUUUUGGUGGGACCGAAGUUAUUUUUGCUAACAACGAAAUUGUUUUAAGCGCUGGAGCAGUAGCGUCGCCACAAAUUCUCCAACUCAGCGGCAUCGGUGAUCCUGAAGUACUAUCCCGGGCUGGAGUCAAGACGAUCCACCGUCUGCCGGCCGUUGGUCACAAUCUCCACAACCACGUGGCUCACUUCCUCAACUUCCAAGUGAACGAUAACAACACAGCUGCCCUCAACUGGGCGACUGCUAUGGAAUAUCUGCUCUUCAGAGACGGACUCAUGUCUGGCACUGGCAUAUCUGAAGUGACAGCUUUUAUCAACACGAAGUAUGCGAACCCAGCGGAAGACAAUCCGGAUAUUCAACUAUUUUUCGGUGGUUUCCUCGCCGACUGCGCGAAAACCGGCAUGGUUGGAGAACGAUUAGACAACGGCUCCAGGACAAUACAGAUAAUACCUACCGUGCUGCAUCCUAAAAGCAGGGGCAGACUGGAGAUAGCGUCUGCUAAUCCGUUCGAUUAUCCCAAAAUAUACGCUAACUACCUAACUCAUGCAGACGACGUGAAAACUCUAAUUGAAGGCAUCAAAUUUGCCAUUAAACUCUCUGAAACGAAAGCCUUGAAGCGGUACGGUGUAAAAUUGGACAAGACUCCGGUGGCUGGUUGUGAGAAGAUCAAAUUUGGAUGUGACGCGUACUGGGAGUGCGCUGUGAGGAUGCAGACUGCUCCAGAGAACCACCAGGCCGGCUCCUGCAAGAUGGGACCACGUGGGGAUCCAACUGCUGUUGUAGAUAAUCUACUGCAGGUACAAGGCGUCGACCGGCUGCGCGUGGCCGAUGCGAGUAUAAUGCCAUCAGUGGUUUCUGGCAACACUAACGCGCCCGCCAUCAUGAUUGGCGAACGUGCUGCUGAUUUUAUAAAGCAGCGUUGGCUGGGAUCGACGCUGGCGCCAUUCCCUCUGGGUGGACACGGUGGCAUUUCCAACGUCCUGCAGGCGAGUGACACGCAACCUCAAGCCAUAUGGCAACGAUGGGUGUAAAAAAACAGUACACCGACUCAAUAUUAUUGUAGGCUUCAUUAA